This is a messenger RNA of Vicia villosa (hairy vetch), 5469 nucleotides long. RefSeq lists its product as uncharacterized. The transcript has a single exon. The record is from RefSeq and is a predicted model, not a curated record. Gene Ontology annotation, molecular function: nucleic acid binding; aspartic-type endopeptidase activity. Bases 1 to 5469 code for a protein of 1822 amino acids. NCBI's taxonomy places the organism in Eukaryota, Viridiplantae, Streptophyta, Magnoliopsida, Fabales, Fabaceae. Gene Ontology annotation, biological process: DNA integration; proteolysis.
AUGGCUCCAUCUAAACCUACAAACCCUUCUUCUAAAGAAAUUUUAGAGGAAGCUAUUCAAAUUUCCACCCUCCACCUCAAUAAUGCUAUGGCUGAAACUCAAGAGCAAAUGGAUGUAAGGUUUGCUCAAUUUUCUGCAGCUUUGGAACAAAGAGUGGGUGAACUACAUUCAAGGCUUGAUAAUGAAAAAGGUGUGGAAGAUUCUAGGUUUGAAUCUCUCAUGGCUGCCCUUCAAAAGAUUUCAUUACAACCACAACAACCACCACUUGCAGCUGCUGCUACUGCACAGCCAGCUAGUUCCGCGGGUCCCGAGGUAAUCUCUUCUACUAUAUCUUUUGGCUCUCCACCUUUCACUCACGUUUUUACCCCAUCUCAUACCCCUGUACGUUCAUCCGCCACUCCCCAGCACACAGCCAGCCAAGCUGCCGUAUACACUCCCACAAUCCUAACCACCAACCCGCCCCACACAACCGUCGCACAAACAACUCCAAUUUCAACCGUGCUAACAGCACCACCGCCCCCACCACCCCAUUACCCUCCCUACCCUCCUUACACACCCCCCCAAACUGUUUUUAUUCCAAACCCGUUUCCCCCACCCGACCCAUUUCAAAUUCCCCACCAUAACAUACCCCCCUUACCACCUAUGAGAUCUCCUAAAUUAGAGUUACCCUUGUUUGAUGGGUCUAACCCAUUGGAAUGGCUAUUCCAAGCUGAACAAUUUUUUGGAUUUUAUAAUCUCCCACCAGAAAAUCGUUUAUCCCUCACUUCUUUCUAUAUGAAGGGUGAUGCCUUAGGGUGGUUUAAAUGGAUGUAUCAAAACCGCUUGUUGACUGAUUGGGUUUCUUUUACAAGAGCUUUAGAAUUGAGGUUUGGUCCUUCUACGUUCGAGAACCAUCAAGCAGAAUUAUUUAAAUUGAAACAAAGUGGCUCCGUGAUGGAAUACCAAACUCGGUUUGAACAACUUGGUAACAAAGUUGUGGGACUGCCAGCAGAUGCUAUUUUAAAUUGUUUUAUUUCUGGGCUACAGCAAGACAUUCAGAAUGAAUUAGCCAUCCACAAGCCUACCUCAAUCUCUCAAGCCAUUGGUCUUGCUAAGUUAAUUGAGUCUAAAAUUCACAUUAAACCCAAAUUUGUUAAACCUUUUUCCACCCCAUACCAGAAACCCAGCACCACAAAUUCUACCCCAUUCAAUUCCAAAACACAAGUUUCUGUCAUUAAACCUAACCCUUCCACACAGCAACCAAUCACUACCCAACAACCAAAAAUUCCAAUUCGAAAAUUAACCCAAGCCCAACUUCAAGAGCGUAGAGCCCAAGGCCUUUGUUUUAAUUGUGAUGAGAAGUUCUUUACAGGACACAAAUGUACCACCAGCAGAUUUUACUUACUUGUGGCUGAUGAUGAAUUUAGUGGUGACUUGACGGAAUUAGAAGAACAAACUGAUUGUGUGAAUGAAGAGGAACUAAGUGACACAUAUUUCCAACUUUCUCCCCAGGCUGUCACCGGCCAAUUUUCACCCCAAACGCUCAAAUUCAAAGGAUCUAUUUCUGGCCUACCAGUUAUGGUUUUGGUAGACACGGGCAGUACACAUAACAUCAUACAGCCACGAAUUGCUCAUCACCUAAGUCUCAAAACUACUCCUAUCAAUCAAUUUUCAGUCAUGGUGGGUAAUGGUAGUCACUUACAAUGUGAAGGUAUAUGCAAUAAUGUGGAGAUAGUGUUACAAAACAAACCUUUUCACCUCCCCUUUUACUUAUUACCUAUCGAAGGGGCUGACAUUGUAUUGGGCAUGGCUUGGCUUCGAACCUUAGGACCCAUUCAAGCUGACUUUUCUAUUCCCUCCAUUACCUUUCAACAUCACACCGAAUCAAUCACUUUGACCGGAGACACUAAAUCAUCUCCAACUCCUUCCACUUUUAACCAAAUCAAACAACUUAUCCACACCGAUUCCAUUGCUUCCUUUCACCUUUUACUUAUGGAACCAAUCCCUUCCCCCUCUACCACACAACAAUCUACCCAUAUUAUCCAAGACCAGCCCACAUUACCUCACCAAAUUACCCAGCUCUUAACCACUUUUCAAGACAUUUUCCAAACACCAACAACAUUACCACCCAUUCGAAAUCAUGACCACCACAUUAACCUUUUGCCAAAUACAGCUCCUAUAAAUGUUAAACCAUACCGUUAUCCCCAUUCAAAAAAAGAUGCCAUGACAAACUUGAUCCAUCAAAUGCUAGAGGAUGGAACCAUUAUCCCUAGUACUAGCCCUUUCUCCUCACCCGUCCUACUUGUUAAAAAAAAAGAUGGGACAUGGAGAUUUUGUGUGGAUUACCGUGCUCUAAAUGCUGUGACAAUUAAAGACAGAUUCCCUAUACCAACUAUUGAUGAGCUAUUAGAUGAGCUAGGAUCAGCUACCAUCUUCACUAAGAUAGAUUUGUGUUCAGGUUACCAUCAGAUCAGAGUUGCAUCGAAAGAUACAUAUAAAACAGCUUUUCGAACUUUUGACGGGCAUUAUGAAUUCCUAGUUAUGCCCUUUGGGUUAACUAACGCCCCUUCUACUUUCCAGUCAGCAAUGAACGAUUUGUUGCGUCCCUAUUUACGCCGUUUUGUUCUAGUUUUCUUUGAUGACAUUUUAAUUUACAGUACUAGUUUUAGUGAUCAUAUAAAACAUUUGCAGGUGGUUUUUCAGUUGAUGAAAGAUAACUGUUUUUUCUUAAAGUUAUCUAAGUGUGUGUUUGCAGCUAAACAGAUAGAUUUUUUAGGUCAUGUAAUUUCAGCAGGUGGUGUUGCACCUGAUGCAGAGAAAGUAAAAGCUAUUCUAGAUUGGCCGCUGCCACGAUCUCUCUCGGCACUCCGUGGAUUUUUGGGCCUCACCGGAUUUUAUCGUCGUUUUGUUCAUAACUACGUCACACUCGCCGCUCCCCUCACCGAUUUGUUACGUUCCAAUAAUUUCAAGUGGAGUACAGAGGCCAGUACAGCCUUUACAAAUCUCAAAAACAGAAUGACCGACAUGCCGGUCUUGGUUCUACCUAAUUUUACAAAGCAUUUCGCUAUCGACACUGAUGCUUCCGGAGUUGCUAUUGGUGCAGUGUUGUCCCAAGAAGGUCACCCAAUUGCAUUUUUCAGUAAAAAAAUGUGUCCGCGUAUGCAAGCUGCGUCUGUCUAUGUGCGUGAAAUAUUUGCCAUCACCGAAGCUGUAAAAAAAUGGCGUCAGUAUCUCAUAGGCCACAAGUUUCACAUAUAUACUAAUCAAAAGAGUUUACGAGACCUAUUAUUGCAACGGAUCCAAACACCAGAACAACAACGGUGGACAGCUAAGUUACAGGGCUUUGAUUUUGAGAUUUUUUACAAACCUGGGGAGUCCAAUGUGGUUGCAGAUGCUUUAAGCCGGAAGUUUGAAAAAGAUGCGCCUGUCUUGCUAGCCUUCUCCUCUCCGAUGCCAGAUCUCUUCAAAACCUUGAAAAAGUUUUACCAAACAGACGCAGUGGGUCAGAAUCUUUUACAAAGAGCUAAUCAGACCACCACAGAUUACUCAGUAUCACAAGGGUUGCUGUAUUACAAGAACAGAAUCUACAUACCUGAAUUGGAGCACCUUCGACAGCAAAUCUUGUCAGAGUACCAUAAGACACCUGAAGGGGGACAUUCAGGAGUUAAGGCUACCUUGGCCCGCCUCCGCUCUUCCUUUUGUUGGCCAGGGGUUUACCUUGCAGUUAAAAAUAUGGUUAAACAUUGUCCUAAUUGUCAACACAACAAAUAUGACACUCAAAAGAAAAAGGGCCUUCUACAACCAUUACCAGUACCAGAGAGAGUAUGGGAAGAUAUCACAAUGGAUUUUAUCACUAACUUACCCAAUUCAUAUGGCCACACCGUAGUUUGGGUUCUUUGUGAUAGGUUGAGUAAGUUUGUCCACUUCAUUCCACUGCCUUCACACUUUACCGCACAAGAUCUGGCCGCUCGUUUUACAGUCGAGAUAUUUCGCCUUCAUGGUAUUCCCCGAUCUAUUGUUUCGGACAGAGAUCCGUUGUUUCUAAGUAAGUUCUGGAAGCAGUUCUUCAAACUUCAGGGCACACACCUGAAAUACAGCACAUCAUAUCAUCCUGAGACUGACGGACAGACAGAGGUGGUAAAUCGUUCAUUAGAAACUUACCUAAGGUGUUUGGCUGGUGACCACCCACGAAAAUGGCACAGCUUCUUGCAUCUGGCGGAGUAUUGGUACAACACGUCGUUUCACACAGCUAUCCAGAUGUCCCCAUUCAAGGCUUUGUAUGGAAGAGAACCGCCCUCCCUUUUGCACUAUGUUACCGGUUCAGCCCAGGACGACACCCUGCAGCAAACCUUGCAACAGCAACAAAACAUUCUCACUGAGUUAAAAUCGCAUCUGAAGCGCAGUCGAAUCAUAAUGGAAAAACAAGCGAAUACCAAACGAAGAUCUUUUACCUUUCAGGAAGGUGACAUGGUUCUGCUGAAGCUCAAACCGUACCGUCAAUCUACAGUGGUACGUCGCGAAUCACAGAAACUGGCUAAAAGAUAUUUCGGUCCGUACAAGGUCAUCAAACAAGUCGGAACGGUGGACUAUUUGCUAGAUCUCCCAUCGUCAUCUCGCAUUCAUCCAGUGGUGCACGUCGCCUUGUUAAAACCUUACCACGGUGUGGAUCCGGCCUCCGAUUUUCACCCCCUUCCUCGUUCCGAUUUGGUGGCGUUUUCUCCUACUGAGGAACCUUUGCAUGUAACCGACACCCUACAAAAACAAAACCCAAGGCGUCAAAAGCUAUUCAGAAACAAGAAUCAACUUCUCACAGAGCUCGAAAACGAAAAACAGUUACCUAUUUCUUCUGUGGAGACCAUGGAACAUAUUGCUCAAGAGUUGCGUUCACAAGCAAAUUUGAACAGAAAAAGUUUGAAAAGAGGAGGAAAGUAUGUAGAUGGCGCAGAGAGAGAGGAAGGAAGUGUUCAGAGAAAACAAAACGUGUUAUCUGUUACAAAUGCAAGUGGGAAUGUACUUAACCCUAGUGUUAUGUUACCAAGUACACUUAAGUGCCUUGACCAUCCUACCCCUCAAGCAUCCAACGUUCCCCUAUCUGCCAGCAAUAAAGUCCAACGCGUUUUCCCAACAGCCAGCUGUGGAACACUAAGUAACGGCUCCCAACACCAGCACACUGCCCCAGACAGAAACUUAUCUCCUCCUAUCCAAUCAGAUUCAUCCAUUCAGAUUUUACCUCAUCUUUCAAAGAUUUCCCCACCUACUCUGUCCAUAAACCCAAUGAAGCUUUCUGGGCCACCUAAAACUUUCGGCCCACCCUCUUACCGUCCAAAUGCCAGCGCUAGCCCACAGACCGAACUUCCUCGUUCUGACCCAAGACCUGUGAACCUUGAGGACAAGGUUUUUUGUGGGACCCGGAGUAAUGUUAUGCAGCCAUCAAGGCCCAUUAGAAUUAAGAAACAAUCAGUUUUACUAAGAGAUUUCGUAUUGGGCUAA